Messenger RNA from Chelmon rostratus (copperband butterflyfish), 2441 nucleotides. Its product is annotated as thioredoxin-interacting protein-like. The coding region runs from base 688 to 1896 and encodes 402 amino acids. Gene Ontology annotation, biological process: protein transport. The record is from RefSeq and is a predicted model, not a curated record. Gene Ontology annotation, cellular component: cytoplasm. Lineage: Eukaryota; Metazoa; Chordata; Actinopteri; Chaetodontiformes; Chaetodontidae. The transcript has 7 exons. Gene Ontology annotation, molecular function: ubiquitin protein ligase binding.
AUCAGAGCUAAAAUGGCUGUAAAUAAGUUUGAGAUAUUAAUAGAGGUCCUGCAGUUGUUGCUGACAGUUUCUUAUUGUAGGACAGUAAAUCUGUUUCUAUUCUCACUCUGAUGACUCUUCUGUUCACUCUGUCUCUUAUUUAUGGGCCGCCAGCUACAGGCCCCGCCCCCCCCCCCCCGGCAUGAGCUGUCCACGCGUCCUCUCUGCGCUCUGAUUGGCUACCUUCGCCCAAACAGUCCGUGUUCACCAAUCAAAGAGCUCCGUCCUCCAGGAUCUGCGUGUCCACACUCUGAGCACUUGCUGCUCCGUGAGCGGUAACGGGACACCGGGACCCCCCAGACCCCCCCCCCCCCCGGUAUAAAGUGACCUCCAACUGUUUACUGACACAGAAACUCCAAAACCAACGAGCAAGAAGCCACGUAGAUGAAAAUAAAAGUCAUUUUAUCAGCAUGAGAUGUUUUUAUUACUUUGAUUGAUUUUUUGUCUGAUUUCAGUCGAUGCAACAAAAUAUUGGAAUAUAAUCGAUUUUUUAAUUGUAAUUAAUUUUCUAUCAAAUGGAAUUUUACGUUGCUUUCUUUUUAAUUUUCACAUAAUUUCACGCCCCCCCACCCCCCCGAUCACUGAGGACUUGUCAGUGUCAUCAGUCGGCUGCAGUAUCUCAGUACCAGUUUCAGCUCCAGCAUCAUCAUGGUUCUGUUUCCAGCCAACAAACUCAAAGUCUUCCUGCUGGUUUUCUCGGAUCCCGCCAGGUCCUUCUACAGCAGCGGGGAGAAACUGUCCGGCUGCGUGCACCUGGAGGCGGAGCAAACCUGCAAGGUGACCGGCCUCACGGUCACCGCCGCCGGCUGCGCCCGCGUGGACCACCGCGGUCGGAAGAACCGCAAAAACCGCAGCCAGGAGGUGGAAUACCUGAAGUACGAGGAAGAGCUGAGGCUGGAGGAGGUGCUCACUGAAGACCCGGAUGGGGGCUUCCUGCUGCAGUCUGGUAAAACCUACAGCUUCCAGUUUGGCUUCGAGCUGCCUGCAGCUGGACGUCUGGUGUCAUCCUACAAAGGAAAGUUCGGUUCUGUCCGUUACUACGUGCGGGCGGUGCUGGACAGGCCUUCCCAGCAUGCCUUGCAGUGUGAGAAGGAGUUUGAGGUGGAGGAGCCGCUGGACGUCAACCGGGCAGACCUGCUGGCUCCAGCUGCAGCCUCCAUACAGAAGAAGGUCACCUGCAUGUUCAUCCCUGACGGUCAGGUGUCCAUCAGCGCUCAGAUUGACAGGAAGGGAUUCUGUGAGGGAGAAGAAAUCAACAUCAACGCCAAGUUUGAGAACACCUGUUCACGUAUCGUUGUGCCGAAGGCCGCCAUCAUCGCCAAACACUCGUAUGUUGCCGACGGACGCACCAAGGAGUUGCGUCAGAAACUGACGGCGGUUCGAGGAAACCACAUCAUCUCUGGAAUGUGCGACAUGUGGCAGGGGAAGACCAUCAGAGUCCCCAAACUGAAGCCGUCGCUGCUCGGCUGUGACAUCAUCAAGGUGGACUAUGCACUCAUGAUCUACCUGCACAUCCCCGGCAGCGAGAAGCUGAUCCUGGAGCUGCCUCUGGUCAUCGGGACCAUCCCGUUCAGCGGCGUCGGCAGCAGAACCAGCAGCAUGAGCAGCCAGGCCGGAUCCCUGAGCAGCUGGUCCUCCUUCCCCUCGGCCCCCCCGAGCUACAGCAACAUCCACAGAGACCUGAGAGUGGGCGGCCCCCGCACCCCCCUGCUCUACGACUACGACGGGGGGGAGGACGAGGAGGAGGACGGUGGGCUCUUCAUGAGAGCACCAGAGCUGCAGUACCCCCCUCCCCCCGCAUACAGUGAGGUGGAUCAGGACGCCGUCAACCCUCCUCAGGUUGUUCAGGUCUUCUGAGGAUGACCUCCUGGUGACUGACCUCCUGAAGUCUGAGCUGUCUGCCCUGUCACAGUCAGGACUGUAGGUCGAGUUCUACGACAAUGGUGACUAAGCAGUUUCCGGACAGUGACUCAGCAGUUUGCUGACGGUGACUCAGCAGUUUCCGGACAGUGACUCAGCAGUUUGCUGAUGGUGACUCAGCAGUUUCCGGACAGUGACUCAGCAGUUUGCUGAUGGUGACUGAGCAGUUUCCGGACAGUGACUCAGCAGUUUGCUGAUGGUGACUCAGCAGUUUCCGGACAGUGACAUAGCAGUUUGUUGAUGGUGACUCAGCAGUUUCCGGACAGUGACUCAGCAGUUUGUUGACGGUGACUCAGCAGUUUGCUGACUGUGACUCAGUGUGUUUUGGCACUUUGUUAAAAACAGAAGAAAAGUGUUCUUUAGAUAUUUGUUGUUUCUCUGUCAAACGGUUGUUUUUUACUACUGUAGUUGCAGGAAGUCACAGUUGUACAUUUUGUGAAAUAAGAGCAGAUGUUUAUUUUUACACACAAACAAUAAAUCGA